UUUUCGUGUUUUUUUAUUUACAAUUAAAUUAAAUUUUCAGUGAUAGUUUCAAAAUUUUUGUAUUAAAUCUACAUUUUAAAGUGCUAACUACAAAAUUGUAAAGUGUAAAGAUAGUGCCAACAAAAUGCCUGAACAAAAAGAAACCAAAGAUAAAAGAGUAAAACUCAAUGUUGAAGGCGAAGAUGAAGUCGGCGAAGGCGAGAUGGGCCGUAAAAAGAUGAAGCGGUUCGUGAUGCCCAACGUGCCGAGGUGGUGGCAGCUCAAGGUCAUACAAUAUGCCUUCGCCCACCCGCACGUCCGGGCGCGGCUCGAGAAGCACAUGGGCUCCAACCUGGUGCGGCUGACGGACAAGGCCUACAUGACCGAGCUGGAGGACCGCAUCCGCGCAGUCAACGAGGAGAACCUCAACAAGAGGAUCUCCUCCCGAGUCCUCGACGAAAUGGAGCGGCUAAAACGGCUCAUCCUCGUCGGGAAGACUCCACUGAAGGAGUGCCCUCCUGAGCUCUACAACCACCCCGUCUUCGUGUUUUGGAGGAUGGUCAACAAGGAGGUCCAGAUUGCGUCGAAGAAACGGGCCGAUGCGUUCUAUUACAGAAAACUGAAGGCGUCGCAAAAGACUAAUCAGACUGCCGACGAAGACGUGGAAGCGGUGGAGGAAGAAACAGAAAGCGAGCAACUGACGCCCCAGCAACUGCUGGACAAGGUCAACGAGGAGCUGGAGCUACAGAAAGCAGCCGACAUCGAGAAGGGCGUCCGUUUCACCGACGAGCAGUUUGCGCUCAUCAAGUAUGAGACGCAGGAUGUUAAGACUCUCAAAACUCUUACGACCGUGGAAGAGCUGUACGCAUUGGCCGACAAGAUUAUUGGAACAAAACGCAUUUGAGCUAUUAUGUAAAA
This is a messenger RNA of Cydia strobilella, 897 nucleotides long. RefSeq lists its product as uncharacterized. The transcript is spliced from 6 exons. The coding region runs from base 125 to 883 and encodes 252 amino acids. NCBI's taxonomy places the organism in Eukaryota, Metazoa, Arthropoda, Insecta, Lepidoptera, Tortricidae. The record is from RefSeq and is a predicted model, not a curated record.